UAUAGCGGGUUAGUCAAGAGACUCGAGACCCUUUCUUUUCCGGUUAAGAAGAAUUUGAGAUUUUGUGGGAAAAUUAUGGGUGCAGUUGCAUUUUAUCCUCAAUCUUUGUUAUCUUUCAGCAAGCAGCUGAAGUUGGGAAGGCCCGUUUUCUCACCAAGAGAGAUUGCAGAUUGCACUUCACCUUUUGGCUUCCAAAAGAACCCUCAUAAGUUAACCAUUGUAAGCAUAAGAUCUGAUGAAAAUAGAAGAGACCGGCCACCCCAGAAAGGUUCUGCUGCUGGAAGAAAGAAGAAAGGGGAUGGAAAUAAGAGACCUCAAUUAUCUGAUGGUCAAGCAUCAAGCUCAUCUAACCAGGAAGAGAUAAUUGCUCUUUUCAAACAGAUUCAGUCUUCAGUAUCAAAGGGAGAGUCUGUGAGCAUGAAGAAGAGAGAUCGCAUCCCAUCUGAUGGUAAGCGCACAGUUGAAUCAGUUAUUGAUGUUCUUCUCCAUACACAGAAGGAAGUAAAAGACACAAGUUCGGUCAAGGAUGGGGAGGUGAAAGAGCAGGAAACACUAAAUAAUGAACCUGUCAAAAACUUCAAGUUGGCUAGGUUACCAUCUACUUUUGUUAAGAGAUCUCCCAUACCAUCUGCUUCAACCCCAAGAGGCAAAGUUCUUGAGCCGAACAGUGAAGCAUCAGCAAACAUGGCAGAAAGUGAGCAGUUAAAGUUGCCAAGAGUGGAGGAAUUGAAACUUCCUCAGCUGAAAGAACUGGCAAAGGCUAGAGGGUUCAAAGGCUACUCAAGGCUGAAGAAGAGUGAGCUCAUUAAAUUGCUGAGGUCCUGAGAGGACCAUUAGCCGUCCUGAACUAGUGAGUUUUGACGCGCAUAAAAAACCA
Molecule: messenger RNA, 877 nt
Organism: Pistacia vera
Lineage: Eukaryota; Viridiplantae; Streptophyta; Magnoliopsida; Sapindales; Anacardiaceae
Product: SAP-like protein BP-73
Exons: 3
Coding region: 76-825 (249 amino acids)
Biological process (GO): DNA-templated transcription termination
Source: RefSeq, a predicted model, not a curated record